Molecule: messenger RNA, 5731 nt
Organism: Puntigrus tetrazona (Sumatra barb)
Lineage: Eukaryota; Metazoa; Chordata; Actinopteri; Cypriniformes; Cyprinidae
Product: neuropeptide FF receptor 2
Exons: 5
Coding region: 630-2015 (461 amino acids)
Biological process (GO): G protein-coupled receptor signaling pathway
Cellular component (GO): membrane
Molecular function (GO): neuropeptide receptor activity; peptide binding
Source: RefSeq, a predicted model, not a curated record
AGUGAAUCAUGCAGAAAACUCAUGCAACCCCUUCCCACAUAGUGAGCUAUUUUAAGGGGGUAUGGUCACAAAAGAAAAUCUGAAUCUACAAUUAUCAUUAUGAAACAUUUAGGCUGACUUUGUUUUUUUUUGAGAUGGUGCUCAGAAAGGUCUACUGAAGAUAUGGGGGGUAACUGGUUGAAACUGGUGGGUCUGUCCGUGAAAAAGGCUUUGGAGGUCCAUUAAAGUUGCCAUGGCGAUAAAUCAUUUGAAUCAAAGCGCUUUCCGUUAAAACGAGCAGCUCCACAAGAACAUCACAGAACGCACGUGUCUUCUAAAGUCACAGCAUUUGUCCCCGUUUAUGCGUUUUUCUUUUUCGCAGCUCGUGUGUGGUUUCUCCUCCUCCAGCAGCAGCAGCAGCAGGGCGGGGAUCGCUCCAUCGGGUCUUAUAGCAGGAGCGCGGCGAGAGCACGAGCAGCAGUAGUUUCCUAACCAGCGCGAGCUUCCCGCGAACGGCGCAAGUUUACCGCGAACACAAGUUUACCCGCGCGCCUGCUUUCGGAUCGUAUCCUCGCCUGGCGCUCUUUUUGCCUGAAAGAAAAACAAGUGUUUGAAUCAAAGGUGGAAACGUUUCAUCUCAAAGAAGAAAGAUGGCGUUGAAGCUACUGGACCCAAACUCUACCGUGUCACCUCCGUUCUUCUCCGCUGUGGAGAACGGCCACAACGUUUCAGUGAACCAUACCUCCUCUCAUCCUCAUCCGUAUCCAGACGUCACCUACGUGGACUUCUAUCUGCACGAGCCCUUGGUGUCCGCUAUCUUCAUUGUAUCCUACCUCCUCAUCUUUAUUGUGUGCAUGGUGGGAAACGGAGUGGUGUGCUUCAUUGUGCUAAGGAGCAAGAACAUGCGUACGGUCACCAAUCUCUUCAUUCUCAACCUGGCCAUCAGUGACCUGUUGGUUGGCAUCUUCUGCAUGCCUACAACGUUGGUGGACAACAUCAUCACAGGCUGGCCUUUUGGUAGUUUGGUGUGUAAGCUGAGCGGGAUGGUGCAGGGAAUAUCUGUGUCUGCAUCGGUCUUCACACUAGUGGCCAUUGCUGUUGACAGAUUCCGCUGCAUUGUCUAUCCCUUCAAACAGAAGCUCACUAUCUCCACCUCCACCCUCAUCAUCGUCAUCAUCUGGGUUCUGGCCAUCUCCAUCAUGUGUCCGUCUGGUGUCAUGCUACAGGUCACCAAAGAGCACAGAGUCUCCAUCUUGCUAAGCGACGGCAACACCACACAGCCCUUCUACUGGUGCCGUGAAAACUGGCCAAAUCAGGAGAUGCGCAAAAUUUACACCACAGUACUCUUUGCUAACAUUUAUUUGGCACCUCUGACCCUGAUUGUCAUCAUGUACGCCUGGAUUGGAAUCACGCUCUUCAAAACAUCCAUGCCUGUGCCCAUAAGCCAAGUUGGGACCUCAGGCUCUGGUUCUAGCGUUGGGAAAAACGGCAGGUAUGAAAGUCGUCAGCUGGUGUCCCGAAAAAAGAAGCGGGUCAUUAAAAUGCUGCUAGUGGUGGCCCUGCUCUUCAUCCUGUCGUGGUUGCCGUUGUGGGCACUCAUGAUGCUGAGUGACUACGCAAGCCUGAGUGAGCGUCAGCAUCGUAUUAUUAACAUCUAUUUUUAUCCUCUAGCCCACUGGCUGGCGUUCUGUAACAGCAGCGUCAAUCCCAUAGUCUAUGGGUUUUUCAAUGAGAACUUUCGAAAGGGUUUCAAGGCAGCCUUUAAGCUUCAGCUCUGCUCAGCCCAUUCAGGGAAAAGAAGGAACUACUCUCACCGUCUGCAGGGGAACGCUGUAUUGCCUGCCAACUUGCCCCUGACCAAGGAGUCUGCACUGGAGGCCAGAGAUCCGAGACCAGGACAGGUGCUCAUCCAAGAGCUGGUGUCGGUGGGCAGUGGGAGGGGCCUAGGUGAAAGAAGCCAGUCAUCGGGCAAGGAAAACGUGAAAGAACAGGAUCUGAUCAUGGAAGAUCUGGAGAAGGUAAUGUACGAUCUAUAGGUGCCCAGUCAAAGAUACGGUGCACUCAGAUGAUGUGAUGCUCACGAAAGGCUGAUUUUUUUCCUUCUCUUUGACUGAUUUACUGCUGGGAGGACACCAUGAGUUCAUCUUUCAUCUCUUUUCAUCUCUUUCAUCUCCUAGGCAAGGAUGUUUUCUGCCUUUUCUCUCACAAAAUUUCUAAUUUUAUGACAAUAAUUGUGCCAGACAGGCAGACUGAGCUGGAGGGGUUAAAAUCAGACGUUGGAUGUGACGAACACAAUGAAGGCCAUUUUGUGGACUUAGCUUUGACCUAAUAAGAUGAGAAAUUAAGUGACUAGCUGCCAAAUUAUGCCCCGUGUCAUUUUUUGGAUGUAUUAGCUGAUUGCAUUCACCCUGUUUGACCAAGAAAAGCACCCUGAGGGUUGUCGAAAAAUUACAAGGCAACAAUAUGGAUAUUUCCAUGGAAAUGGCCAUGAAUCUGACUGAAGUGCCUGAACAGGGGAAAUCUGAGAAUGCUUUCUGUUGCAUCUCCCCUGUAUCCAGAUUUAUAAAUGACUGCAUUUUGUUCAAAUGGUCUGUUCAGUUUCAUUUCGCGAUUCGUUCACUAACCAACACUGAAUGAAUGUCAGCAGCAGAACUUGCUUGUUUACAGGGUGAAUGUAGUAGGUCUUCAUCUUCGCCUAUUUAAAUGAGGAUCAUCAUGAUUAUGAAUCUAUAUUAGCAUAAAAUAGCUUACUGUAACAGGAAGGGCAUUUUGCCAGAUUUUAGAAACACUCAACAGUUUGUGCCCUGACUUGGGGGACAGUGCCUGAGGACUUUUUCAGACUUUUGGAUUUCUUGUAAAUGAGCUGCUGAACAGAAGAGCCGUGCCUUAAAAAUGGGGCAUUAGGGGUCAGAAACAACUUAAACGUCUCCUGCAUGGAAUGAGACAAGAAACAAAAUAAAUGGCAGGUAUCCAGACUGUUUUGCAUCUGACAUUUACGCAUAUCUCUCAGUUUCUCUUUUGACUCUACUAUGAACAUGAACCAAGGCUGAUAGAAAGAAGGCUCACUUUUAAAAUGUUAUUUUGUUGUCUGUGUUUCUAAUGUAAACCUGGCAGGUGUUCAAUUCUUAAAGUGGUAUACUUGAGGUGCACAAUGUUUUGCUGCUACAGUGCCCCCUGUGAACUUUUACUUUUAUUCAUUUUCAGUUUGGCGAUCAUUUUUGGCUGCAGUUCAACAUGCUUUGCGGUGAUGUGCAUGAAAUGACUUAUCAAGUGGGGGCACAGUCUGUUCAGAAAACGGUCAUUAAUGCAGGUUGGGGCGGGAAAUUUGGUUUGACUAAAAAUUUGAUGUACUGUAUGUUGUUUCUCUGAGAGCAGAGGACGAGCAUAAUGAAGUACGGUAAAUUACAGCUACACCAGCAACUGAUAUUACAUCAUCAAAUGUUGAAAUUAUGUAAGGAAUAAUUGUUAUAAUUUCGCCACUGCUUACUGCAUAAUGUGGGAGAGAGAGAGAGGAAAUGGUAGAGAGAGAAAUGACCUUGUUGAACUGUCUUACUGGUUGAUGGUCAACAUCAGCCUACUUUCAUGUCAGUGUGUCGUGACGGUAUAAUUACGUCUUUAAAGUGACAGCGUAUUUUUUGUUGAAUGUUGGCACUGAUAAUGUUAUCAUGAACAAGACAGAUACGAUAACACAGAACAUUAUUUUAGGAUACAGAGCAUAGAGGACUGGAAAAUUAUACAGGGAGAAAAACUAAAUAUCUUUUAGUCUGUCUAUAUGUCUCCAACACUGGUGUAACUACAGCGUUUUACAAAAAAAUCAUUAUCACCUCUGCACCAAUAAAAUCGGUGGCAAAAUUAUUGGCAAAAUUAUACAUAGUAUCUAUUUAGUGUAACCGAUUAUUAAUUCCUGAAUAAUGAAUUAUUUAAUUUGCUUAGCCUCAAAUACAGCUCUGAUAGGGUAGGCUACUCUCAGAAAAAAGGUGCAAAACUUUUACUGGGCCAGCGCAGUACAAAUAGGUUUUAAUGUGUACUCUUUUUAGUGGUAAAUAAGGUCUUGCACACUUACUUUAUGUCGUGUGCACACUUUCAAGCUGCCAAGAACACGUGUGUUAGAACAGGUUCAGUAUCUUUACGCACUUAAGUAACCAUUUUAAAGUCGUAGGAUAAUUUUUUUUACCUUUUGUACCCAUUCUUUCUGUUCAACACUUAAAUUCCGAAAACCGCUAUAAUAAAUAAAAAAUAAUAUACAGUAUAUAAAUUAAUAAUUGUAAUUUUUUUUACAUUUUACUUAUAGUAAAUUAACUUAGUUUAUAGUUUAAUGCGUUCUUUCAGAAUAAGUAAAGAUUGUUUAAAAAAUGUCUAGAGUUUUCCAGUAAAUUUAAAAUUCUUUCUUUGUCUCAUUAAAGAUGCUUCGAAGAAUAUUUUAAAGAACCAACCAUUUUGGUUACCACUGACUUACAUAGAUUGUAUUUCCUUUUUAGACAUUUUUCAAAAUAUGAACAGUUUCAGAAGAAUGACGGUCAUACACGUUUGGACUGACAUUAAACAUUGGACUGAGUAAAUUAUGAAAAAAAAUGGGUGCAGUAUCCUUUUAAAAAUUGUAUGCAUUUAUGCUAUUUUAAUACUAGAGCUCAAUAAUGGGCUUGUUAUUUUAAUCUUCUCUGUGUUCUCUUGGCAAGCCUUGAUGACAUUUAUUGUAAUGUGCUGACAAUGUAAAAUAUACAUGUUUGUGUGUUUGGGGAAAAAAGGGCUUCACUCGGUAUCUGACUCCAGAGGCAGCACGGCGCUUUUAAGAGCACAGAGGUGCACAGGUGUCUUGAUAAUGUCAACAGCCCAUGGCCUCUGAUCUGAAACCAGUUCUUUUCCUUCCCUACUGAACUGGAAAUUCUCAUCUUUCAGCUCUUUUGAAGCUUAUUUUCACUCGUCAAGUGGCGAUGAAAGCCUCGUGAAUGAAGUCAGUUGCAAUUGUCUUUUCGCACCUUUUGGGGCACAUCAGAAUAAAACAGCGUAUUGAACAAGAAAAAAACGUAUUACCAACACAAGGUUACCACCGUCCAUGUAAUGCUUGCUACUGGUUAUGUAAGCAUAACAGUAUUGAGUAUUACACAGAUAUAUUUGAGUUAUUUAACAUCUUUAUACCCUUAAUGGGUUAUUUUCAUCUGUUUGUGUAUUAUGGUCUCCAAACACACCCCUUCUGUUUUAACAGGAGUUUUCCUUUUAAAUGUUCUGACAAGGCCGGGUUCAUAGAAGCACUCCUUUCAAGAGGAUUCAGUGAGCAUUUAAUGAUAAUGAAAACAGAUGAAAUGAAACCAGGCCGGUUGAAGAGUGAAAACAUGUUCGACAGUGGUACUGAAUUGUUGAUUUUGUGCUGUAUGGUAGUAAUCACUGUGUUUGAGCACAUUGCAAUGGUCUUCGUAUUUCCUUGGAAUGUCAAGUCUAUGAAGCAGCAUGAUGUCACAUUUGAAGAUUUUCUGGAUGCACUUAUUUUUGUAACUGUUUCGUAGAUGUCCGCCAUUGUUUGACAGCUGUGCAAACCUCAGAUCAGAGGCUACGGUUCACUGAACACUCCUCGUUUGCAUAUUUAUACAAAAACAGCUAAAUAAGGGACUUUAUCUUCACCUUUUGAGAUUUGUAUAUUUGUCUAUCAUUACAAAAAAAAACUGCUCAUCUCUGUCGUUGUUUAAAUAUAGAUAUUGGAAUAUGUGUAAAUAUAUUGUUUUUGCCUUAGUAGCCUAAAUAUUAAGUAAAACGAACA